Molecule: messenger RNA, 2006 nt
Organism: Paecilomyces variotii
Lineage: Eukaryota; Fungi; Ascomycota; Eurotiomycetes; Eurotiales; Thermoascaceae
Product: autophagy protein Apg6
Exons: 2
Coding region: 107-1675 (522 amino acids)
Biological process (GO): cellular response to nitrogen starvation; autophagosome assembly; autophagy
Cellular component (GO): phosphatidylinositol 3-kinase complex, class III, type II; phagophore assembly site; phosphatidylinositol 3-kinase complex, class III, type I
Source: RefSeq, a predicted model, not a curated record
CAACUCCGACUCUCCAGCAUACCGCCAGCUUCCACCCUUGAGGAUUUCCACAUAUCCUGAUUCUCAUUAUGAUCCGUGGGAGUAUCCUGCGAUAUAUCUCAUCACAAUGUAUUGCCAGAAAUGUCGAACGCCUCUCAAGCUGGACGGGUCGCUGGAGUCCCUGAAUCCUGCUGCGUUUGAUCUGCUUAUCGGUUCUACGGGAAAGUCCCUUCCUGAGAAUGCGAACAAUCUCCCUUCCGGUCGCACAUCCUACCCCCAGGAUCGACGAGCGCUCUAUGACCGUGUCUCUCAACAAGCGACAUCACCAGUAUACAGGAGAACCAUCCCGGCCCCGCGUAAUGGUGUGGCAAGCCAGGCCACCCCUCCCGCUUUGGGAAGGGGCGACAGUGGAGGGAUGUCGUUCGUAAUGCUCACCGAGUCGCAAGUUGUGCCUCAUCACGCAGUCCACGGUGUCAACGGCGAGAGCCCGAGAGGAAAGAGACAAGCCAAUACGGAGAGAUAUGGGCGUGAUGUGGAAGAGGGCUCCUUUACGGAUCAGGUCGAGCGGACAAAUAGAUUGUUCGAGAUCAUAUCUGCACGUUCAGAUAUUGACCACCCGAUCUGCGCUGAAUGCACUGAUAUGCUAGUCGAAGGGCUUCAGAAACGGCUAUUGACCGCCACAAAGGAGCGGGAUGCAUACAUAUCAUUCCUCAAGAGCUUAAAUGCCUCCGUACCUAGCGUGGAAGAGGUAGAGACGGCAGAGAACUCGUUAAAGGCUGCUCUGGAGGCCGAAGAAGCUGCCUUUCAAGAGCUCCUGGCAUUAGAAAAGGAAAACGCAACUUUGGAUGAAGAAAUCGCGGCGCUGGAAGAAGAGUCACGGCAACUGGACUUAGAAGAGGAGAAGUUCUGGCGCGAUAGGAACUCGUUCGCGCUGACUCUUUCUGAAUUUCAAAAUGAGCGUGAUGCUCUGAAUAUGAGAUAUGAUCACGAUUCUCGCCAACUGGAACGGCUUCAGAGAACUAAUGUGUACAACGAUGCUUUCUGCAUAGGCCAUGAUGGCUACUUCGGAACGAUCAAUGGGCUACGGCUAGGCCGUCUCGCCAACCCGUCUGUUGACUGGGCAGAGAUCAAUGCUGCAUGGGGCCAGACUGCCCUGUUGCUAGCUACCAUUGCGGAGAGACUUGGGUUCCAGUUCCGAGGUUAUAAGAUCAUACCAAUGGGCUCAACUUCGAGAAUUGAAAAGAUUGAAUAUCCGCAACAAUCAUCGAGUCAGUCAGCCGCUGCUAGUCGAGACCAUACCGCGUCAGCAGCUCCCAAAGUAACUAUGCUUGACCUUUUUUCGUCUGGGGAUCUCCCUCUCAAUCUUCCGUGGAUCCAUCGGCGAUUUGAUGCUGGGAUGGUCGCCUUUCUAGAAUGCCUUCGCCAGCUUGGUGAAUAUGUUGAAACUACCCCGGCGCCUCUACCCUCACCACGCCGCGGACAUACCACCGUUACUGCACCUGGAUUACGGCUUCCAUACGAGAUCAAACGCGACAAGAUUGGUGACGCAAGUAUCAAACUGGGUUUCAACCAGAACGACGAGACUUGGACACGUGCCUGCAAAUACACACUUACAUGUUGCAAAUUUUUGCUUGCGCACGCGAGCAAUGUUGCCAGUGCUGCUUCUAGUAGCUCCGCGGCUGCUGCUACUAGGUAAUGAGCAGAUGAGAGCUCAAGGUAGUAGCCCUGCUAAGAAGUAAGGCGACUCGCCCCUGAUGACAGCAGCAGCAACAACCAACCAACCAAAACAGGACCCAAGUGAGAAGGAGCUCACCGAGAUAGCUGCCCAGCAUUUGACCAUGAGAGAUGGUUUUGAGGUCUGAACAGCGCUUAUUGGUUACGUAUAUCAUCACUCAGUGGCGAUACUGUUUGAGCCUCUCCUAGCGCUCCCGCUGAAGUUAAUCAAGAGAGCAGCACUGUUCUUUGUUGCUUUACUUUCUAGGUAGAGCUUUAUCGGACCGGUUGUCUAUCAGUCUCUCCAAGAGUAU